AUGGGUACGGGAGGUGGGCCAAGUACCCAAAAAGAAAAUAAUAUUUUGAACGAAGUUUUGUUUUUAAUUGGAAGAGCAGGUGUAGGAAUCGCAAAUAUACCUGAUUGCGACUUUGAGCCCGAUUCUAAUAUAGAGGAAAAAUUACUAAUUCCUCAGGUGUUUGAAGAGACAGGUGAAACAUCUGGAUCUGUCAUCACGCAAAUACCUCCAGUUCCAGUUGAAAGUAGGACUGAUAUAAUGCCUACUCCUUUUUCAAGGAGAAGACCGACCACUGUGAAAACACCCAAAGACCAAUUAACAAAUCAGAAAAUUGAGAGUGAAAAAUUGAAACAGAGUGCAUUGAAACAAGAAAUUAGUCAGGGAAUAGAAAAGCGACAAGAAGAAAGAGAAACUAUUUGA
Psylliodes chrysocephalus is the source of this 399-nucleotide messenger RNA. The record is from the annotation of a GenBank genome assembly. NCBI's taxonomy places the organism in Eukaryota, Metazoa, Arthropoda, Insecta, Coleoptera, Chrysomelidae.